GUCUCUCUCUCCCUCUCUCUGUCCCGAUUAGACUAGACUUGUCAUAUCAUAAUCUUUUUGUACACUUCUCAAAAUCUCUGUCUCUUAUAGUUAAAUUCAUAUAAAAUACGAUCAAAACCCAUUUAUUUUAUUGUUCCUUGUCAUCGUACUAUCUUCUCUCUCUUCUGUUCAUCAAUUCUUCAACCUUGAUCCAUUUUUAUUCUUCUUUUUCUUCCUUUGUUCUUGGGGAAUAUUAUAUAGUUAGGGAGAAAAGUACUUAAGAAACCGAAAGAAAGAAAGAAAAAUGUCAAUGGUCUUGACAUCUGAACGUGUUUGGUAUGUUCACUGCAACUUCUGCAACACCAUUUUAGCGGUUAGUGUUCCAAGCAACAGCAUGUUCAAUCUGGUGACUGUUAGAUGUGGGCAUUGUGCUAAUCUGCUGUCUGUAAAUAUGGGAAACUCUCCUCAAACAGUUCCCAUCCAAGAUGCUCAGGAAUGUGGGUCGCCUUCCAAAUGCAACAAGUUUUCUGCAGGCCAUGAAGCAACUAGGAUGCUCCCUAUUCGCCCACCUGGGAAGAGACAACGUGUUCCUUCUGCAUAUAACAGGUUCAUUAAAGAGGAAAUCCAAAGGAUCAAGUCUACUAAUCCAGACAUCAGCCACAGGGAAGCUUUCAGCACAGCAGCAAAAAAUUGGGCACAUUUUCCUCAGAUUCACUUUGGGCUAAUGCCAGAUGGAAACAAGCAAUCAAAAGCUGACCAGGGAUUUGCAGAUCAGGUUCCUCAAAAGUCUAAUGGGUACCACUGAAACGCAAUGGCAUCCCUCUGAGUAGAAGCCACUCAUCAUCAUCAUCAUCAUAUGUUUAUUACUAAAUGUGUGUUGGUUUUCCACAUUUUAUCCAUUAGAUGUAGUUUCUUUCUACUCUAGUGAUUGCAUUUAUAUAUGUUGAUCAUAUUUUCAAAUAAACAAUCCCAUGGAAUAAUGGCCACCUUCUACUGUAUC
This is a messenger RNA of Hibiscus syriacus, 979 nucleotides long. RefSeq names its product putative axial regulator YABBY 2. Lineage: Eukaryota; Viridiplantae; Streptophyta; Magnoliopsida; Malvales; Malvaceae. Gene Ontology annotation, cellular component: nucleus. The coding region runs from base 284 to 784 and encodes 166 amino acids. Gene Ontology annotation, biological process: multicellular organism development; cell fate commitment. The transcript is spliced from 6 exons. The record is from RefSeq and is a predicted model, not a curated record.